GCCCGCUUUCUAGAAUACAGGGCAGUUUCAGGCGCUAUGACUGCCCGUGCUUCUCAAACAGCUGAGCCCAGAACUGGAGGCUGCUGAUAGAAGGCCGUCGGAUAUCAAACAAGGGAACGACGAACCUCCAACCUGAACCGCAACCGUGACCCGUCCGCCAACACAAACUGAACGGAAGUCGGCCACCGGCAAAAUUCCCCCAAGCAAACAACAACCGUGACCUUGAACGGCGGCAACCAAACCAUUUGCUUCACAACACCAAGAACAACCUUAAGCGAGCCGAUCAGUGGUCUCACUCUGCAUCAGCACCUCGACGUUCUGGCAGUGUCGUCGUUUCGAAAGCCCCCGCGCGCAACACAGCCCGCUCGCCGAUCCAAUCCGUUAUGCGAUGAUGUGACCUUUUAGACGACGUCCAAGCCCAUAAUCUACAUCUUUCCAUAGUCCCGCAUUGCGACAACCCGCAAUACGACAGCCACACCUUUUACCUUUCGACAAAACUUCCGGGUGUGAACUCUUCAAGAGUUUACCUCCGUCAACCCACUCGCCAUCAUGGCCAACAUGGAGGUGUCCUUCACACACCUUGGAAACCACUUGGUUUCCGACUCUGCUGCUGCCAUCAAGGCCGGUGGCUCCGACGAACUGUCCAAUAUCGAUCCCGAUGAGAACCUCCUCUACGGUGUCUACGGUGGACGUGGUCCCCGCGGCAAUGGUAGACGCCGCCACGAUGACGACGACAACGAGACCGAGGUCCUUGAUGACGAUGAUGACGAGAGUUUGGCCAGCGUUCCAGUCGACGGCAUGAAGAGCCUCAAGCUGGAUGCCCCCGUGGAGGAGAAGGAACUGCCUCCCCACGCCUGUGCCUACUGUGGCAUCCACUCGCCCUCUAGCGUCGUCAAGUGCCUUACCUGUAACAAGUGGUUCUGCAGCGCCAAAGGAAGCGCCUUCUCGUCCCAUAUCGUCAACCACCUUGUUCGCGCCCGUCACAAGGAAGUUCAACUUCACCCCGAGUCCUCCCUCGGCGAUACCGUCCUCGAAUGUUACAACUGCGGCACCAAGAAUGUCUUCAUCCUCGGUUUCAUCCCUGCCAAGUCAGACACGGUUGUGGUCCUCCUCUGCCGCCAGCCGUGUGGUGCUAGUACGUCGACCAAGGAUAUGAGCUGGGAUAUAUCCAGGUGGCAACCCUUGAUCGAAGACAGGGCUUUCCUCAACUGGCUCGUCACCCCUCCCACGGAUGCUGAGCAGCUUCGUGCUCGCCAUCUCACGCCGCCCAUGAUUGCCAAGCUCGAGGAAAUGUGGAAGGAGGCACCGAACGCGACUGUUGCCGACCUCGAAAAGACUGCCGGAGUCGAUGAUGAUCCUCACCCGGUCUUGCUCAAGUACGACGACCCUUAUCAUUAUCAGAACAUCUUCGGCCCUCUCGUCAAGAUGGAAUCCGACUACGACAAAAAGCUGAAGGAGGCCCAGUCUGAGGAUGGCCUUCAAGUCCGCUGGCAUCUGGGUCUCAAUAGUAAACACGUCGCCAGCUUCAUCCUUCCCAAGAUCGAGUCCGGUGACGUUAAGCUGGCCGUUGGCGAUGAGAUGCGUCUCAAGUACAAGGGAGAGCUGCGCCCGCCUUGGGAGGGUGUUGGAUAUGUUAUCAAGAUUCCCAACAACCAGUCCGACGAGGUUGAGGUGGAACUUCGCAAGUCAGCCAAUGACAAGUCUGUCCCCACGGAAUGCACACACAAUUUCUCGGCCGACUAUGUGUGGAAAGCGACUUCCUAUGACCGCAUGCAGCUGGCCAUGAAGACCUUUGCCGUCGACGAGAUGAGUGUUUCUGGUUACAUCUUCCACAAGCUGCUGGGACACGAAGUCCAGGUUGCCCCGACAAAGAUUACGAUGCCCAAGAAGUUCCACGUUCCCGGUCUCCCUGAGCUCAAUGCCAGCCAAAUUGCCGCCAUCAAGCAGGUCUUGUCCAACCCUCUGAGCCUUAUCCAGGGUCCUCCGGGAACUGGCAAGACCGUCACUUCGGCCACCAUCAUCUACCAUCUUGCCAAGAUGAGCAACAGCCAAGUUCUUGUUUGCGCCCCAUCCAACGUUGCUGUGGACCAGCUCUGUGAGAGGAUCCACAGAACCGGCCUGAAGGUCGUUCGCUUGACCGCCAAGUCCCGUGAGGAUGUCGAGUCCUCCGUCAGUUUCCUGGCUCUCCACGAGCAAGUUCGCAUGAAUACUACCAACAAGGAACUUGAUGGUCUCGUCAAGCUCAAGACCGAGACCGGCGAGCUGUCUUCUCAGGAUGAAAAGAGGUUCAAGCAGCUGACGCGCCAGGCCGAGCGUGAGAUCCUGCAAAACGCUGAUGUAGUGUGCUGCACCUGUGUUGGUGCCGGAGAUCCGCGACUUUCCAAGAUGAAGUUCCGCAAUGUGCUCAUCGACGAGUCUACACAGUCUGCCGAACCCGAGUGCAUGAUUCCACUGGUCCUUGGAUGUAAGCAGGUUGUCCUGGUUGGUGACCACAAGCAGCUUGGCCCUGUCAUUAUGAACAAGAAGGCCGCCAAGGCUGGCCUUAACCAGUCGCUCUUCGAGAGGUUGGUCAAGCUUCAGUUUACCCCCAUUCGCUUGAAGGUCCAGUAUCGUAUGCAUCCUUGCCUCUCUGAGUUCCCCUCCAAUAUGUUUUACGAAGGAUCGUUGCAAAACGGCGUCACUGCCGCCGAGAGACUUCGCAAGGAUGUUGAUUUUCCCUGGCCGGUCCCUGAGACUCCCAUGAUGUUCUGGUCCAACUUGGGCAACGAGGAAAUAUCGGCCUCGGGCACAUCGUACCUCAACCGGACUGAGGCUGCCAAUGUCGAGAAGAUUGUCACACGCUUCUUCAAGGCUGGUGUCAAGCCUGCUGACAUCGGUGUCAUUACGCCGUACGAGGGUCAGCGCAGCUACAUUGUCAAUACCAUGCAGAACACUGGCACGUUCAAGAAGGAAUCCUACAGGGAAGUUGAAGUCGCUUCCGUUGAUGCCUUCCAGGGUCGAGAGAAGGAUUUCAUUGUGCUGUCCUGCGUUCGCUCCAACGAGAACCAAGGCAUCGGUUUCCUUUCGGAUCCCCGUCGUCUCAAUGUCGCCCUCACCCGUGCCAAGUACGGUCUGGUGAUUAUUGGUAACCCCAAGGUUCUCUGCAAGCAUGAGCUCUGGCACCACCUUCUCGUCCACUUCAAAGACAAGAAGUGUCUCGUCGAAGGUCCCCUCACAAACCUCCAGCCUUCCCUCUUGCAGUUUGGCAGACCUCGCCAGGCCUACCGGCCGCAACGCAGCCACACUCAACAUGUUGCCAGCGGUCCCUCUAAUGGCCGGUUCGCUGCUCCCUUGACUGCCGGCUCCGUCAGGGAUUAUGAGACUGGUUCUAUGGUCUCGUACAUCCCGGAUGAUGUCUCCUCCAUCCACAGCUCCGCCCUGGGAGGUGCUGCUUUGAGCUCUGGUUACCCUGCCAUGUUCUCGAACUUCCACCCUGAGGCGUGGGCUGGUUUGCCGUGUGCUGGUCCCAACGGACGCCCAGGCGCCAAGGGCCGUGGUCGUGCGACAGAGAGCAUCGCAGGCGAGAGCGUCGCCAACAGCGAGUUCACUGAUGCCACUUCCAGUGUCAUCGGCGGCAAGGGUAUCGGACAGGGCGGCGCGAGUCUCGGUGCUGGCCUUAGCGAGGCCAUCGGAUCAGCCCGCCCUACUUCUUACAGCCAGAGCGAUCGCCUUAAGCAGUAUGUCGAAAGCAAUGGUCGUAUGGGAGUCGGCAACGGAUACCGCCGUUACGAUGACGACGAGAAGAGCGUCAGCACUGCUUUUGCCAGUCAGAUCGGGACAGGUUUCGAUUGAGCCAUUAGAUCCUAGGCGUUGUUGGUCUCCCUCUUCCUCUCGUGGAAGCGCACGACACAAUGCUUAUAGUUCUCUUGAACCUAAACGGCGGUAUAGCAUAUGGACCUAUUAUGUGUCACUUGGUGAGCACGACAGACUUAUUCUGUUGACACGCUACCGAUAGCCUUCGGGCUGGCGGGCAGAAGACAACUUACCCUUCUCCAGCUUGGAUUCGCCCAACUGAAGCUGCAAGGAGUUGUUGCUGCUCUCUGAAAGCCAAUCCUUCACAUAGGCUUCUUCAAGGUGUGGAUGAUCAGCCUACAUACCCUCUGCGCAAUAGUCUCGUGCAAGCUGAACCCCAAGCAUACGGGAACAAGGCAUCUUCACACACCUUCGUCUAAGGUUGCACAUCAAAUCAGACGUGCAUACGGACUCAAGCAACGGACGGGUAUCCAAGGAGGGUUUUGUCAUCGUUCGGAUGUACGGAGCCGGAUGAGGUCGACCCACACUUGGUAUUGGGGGAAAAACGUUGGGUUAGCUGGCGGUCGAAUUUGCAUGGUUGCGGAAGCGCCUGGUCAAAUGCGAUCUACCCAGGAAGAAGUCACCACUCGAUCUGUUGCUUCCGGGCAGGUGGAGAGUUGGAUAUCUUCUUUCGUGGUAGAAUGAUGACCGAAUGAAACGGCAAAGCCUGCAAGUCAAUCAACGCAGAGAGUGGUUGGUUUACACCGAUACGCUCACUCCAUCCAGUCUUAAGCUUUCACGUACCACCAGCCAGCCUGAGUUAGUCUUUUUUCACUUCGUUUUCAAGCGUGCUUCACUGGGACUCACUCGUCCAGGCUCACUCGUCCAGGCUCACUCAAUCCCAUACCCUCCUUAAAAGAGAAGUUGUCGGUUGAUAAGCCUGGACAAAUCCAGUGAGCACUGCGUUUGAUAGUUAGUUGAUAUUCGUCCCUCUGGACUUCCUAACCAAAGUCACUCAUUAUUUUAUGACCAGAGAUGGGGUAGAGAUAGUUUUCAAACAGAAAAGAGAGAUGGGAGGAGUCUCAACAUGGACAAGAAAGGAAAAACAAGAAAAUCAAAAAAAAAGAAAGGCAAGAGAAAAAGAAAGAAACAGCGUUGGAAAUUAUCAGAUAGAGAGAGGGUAACGCAAGAGGAGUAGGUGUGAACGGUCAUAGCUAUUCACAUAUACUUACACUGGGAAUCUGGAAACGUAUCAUGGGUACCUACCUACUUAUUCAGAUAGCUUAUUUGAACUUCGUUUCCCGCUG
This is a messenger RNA of Neurospora crassa OR74A, 5078 nucleotides long. It is a transcript of the gene prd-6, whose product is annotated as ATP-dependent helicase NAM7. Bases 550 to 3831 code for a protein of 1093 amino acids. The transcript has 2 exons. NCBI's taxonomy places the organism in Eukaryota, Fungi, Ascomycota, Sordariomycetes, Sordariales, Sordariaceae. The record is from RefSeq and is a predicted model, not a curated record. Gene Ontology annotation, cellular component: cytoplasm. Gene Ontology annotation, biological process: nuclear-transcribed mRNA catabolic process, nonsense-mediated decay. Gene Ontology annotation, molecular function: RNA binding; zinc ion binding; RNA helicase activity.